AUGUCAUAAUCCCAAUCAUUUAUCCAUAAAAAUUUUGAAGAAAAAUAAACCAUUAACUAAAAACAGAUGGUGGAAAAAACGGAGAUUAUUUACUAUGUUAAAAAAUAGAUAAAUUAAGAUUAAUCAAAUUAUAUUGGAAAAAUUGAUCAAUAUUUUAAGAGAAGAAACACAUUUUCGACGCAACAUGACCUUAAACGAAAUGAAGAGCAGGAUAAUUUAAUUCAUAAUAAUUCAUAAUAAAUCCAUAAUGAAUAUUACUAAUUUAAUCAUUUGAGAAUACUACCUCUUAAGAUUUUUAUUGAAAAGCUUUAAAAUAAGCUUAGCAAUUAAAAUUAACUUUUCGAGUUGAUUUUAAAAGUACUGAUUUGGAGUAUUGUGAACGAAUAUUAUUGCAAUUUAAAUCGUUAUUAAUUAUUUCAUAAUAGAAUUUGCUUAGAAAAUAUAUUAAUAACUUCAACUAAAGAAUAAAUGUAUUUAUAAGAUAAUUUUUCAUCAAUAGAUGUGAUUUUUAUUAAUUUUGAUGUAAGUAAUGAAUUUUUCAAUCGAUCGUUCGAAGAAAAAAAUUCUAAAGAUAUUAAAGAUAUAAAGCAGAUUAUAGAAGAGUUGCUAUACUUUAUGAAUUAAAAGGUAGAUCCAAGUCACUUAGAAGAUAAAUCUUCACUUAAGUAAUUAAUUGGAAACUUCUCUGAAUGUCUAUAGAAACUUAGAGAAAGGUUUAAAAAUAUAGAAAAAAAUAAGGAAUAAAUAUUUAAGAUCUAAUUUAGUGAUUAAGAAAUUUAAAAGUUAGAUGGUCUCUUAUUAUCUAAAAAUAUGAAUCAGAAAAUAAUGACACUUCCAGUUUUAAAAGCAAUUUUAUUAUAAAAUUGUUAUUUAAAUCCAAAUAAUUUUGAUAAAUUAGUAUAAGAUUUCGAAGAUAUCUGUUCAAUAAUUGAAACACAUUAAAUUUAAUAUUAAUAGGAAAUAAGAAAUUUUUGUAAUUUAUUAAAUGAUUAAAUCAAAUAGAAAUAUAAAUUAGAUAUUACUUUUGAUGAUUAUAGUAAUUUAAAUGAAGAUUUUGAAAUCAAUGUUUUUAAAUAAAUAGUUGAUCUUGCUAAUUUUUAACAAGAUUCAAUGUCUAAAAUAAAAGAUAUAAUAGAAAGCUAGUAUUAAAAAACAAUAGAGAAUUCUCAAAGAUAUAUUAUUGAAGAUUAUUAAUCAGAAUUGAAUUUAUUCUUACUAAGCUUAUAUUGCGAUUUAAUUUGA
Messenger RNA from Paramecium sonneborni, 1242 nucleotides. The record is from the annotation of a GenBank genome assembly. Lineage: Eukaryota; Ciliophora; Oligohymenophorea; Peniculida; Parameciidae.